AUGCUGAAAGUUGGAUUACGCGCAAAACCUUCUACUGCCUUCAGACCCCUCGCCGUCCGCGGCUUCAUCAAGACCAUCCCACAGCCUCCUGGAAAUAUUGUGGGAACCGUGAAUGACGCCUACGUUCCUCCACCCCCACACAAGUUGCACGGAUCGCUCCACUGGACAAGCGAGAGAGUUGUUGCUAUUGGCAUGGCUCCGUUAAUCAUGACUCCUUUUGUGACGGGAACUUCUUAUCCGCUUGUCGACUCUAUUAUGGGAACUUUGCUCCUUUACCACUGCUAUGUCGGAUUUGAGAGCUGUAUCAUUGACUAUAUUCCAUUAAGGGUUUACGGUAUCUGGCACAAAGCUGCCAUUGGCUUGCUAGGGUUUGGAACUCUGAUUGCAGGAUAUGGCGUCUACAUUAUCGAGAAAACCGAAAAGGAAGGAUUAGUGGGUGUUGUGAAGAAGCUUUGGAAGGCCUGA
This is a messenger RNA of Ogataea parapolymorpha DL-1, 465 nucleotides long. RefSeq names its product Membrane anchor subunit of succinate dehydrogenase (Sdh1p, Sdh2p, Sdh3p, Sdh4p). Gene Ontology annotation, molecular function: ubiquinone binding; heme binding. The transcript has a single exon. Lineage: Eukaryota; Fungi; Ascomycota; Pichiomycetes; Pichiales; Pichiaceae. The coding region runs from base 1 to 465 and encodes 154 amino acids. Gene Ontology annotation, cellular component: mitochondrial envelope; membrane. The record is from RefSeq and is a predicted model, not a curated record. Gene Ontology annotation, biological process: tricarboxylic acid cycle; mitochondrial electron transport, succinate to ubiquinone.